AUGCACAAGCUCAAUUCCCACCCCGGCUCGGCUCCCGACGGCGAAAGCGAAAGUGAAAGCGAAGAGCCCCGCUCGCAGCAAGUCCGGCGUGCCUGGUCCCAAGCCCUUGCAUCGCGACGUGCUCAGUGGAGUCAACCCUCUGCCAAAGGAGGCGGAACGGGUGGAGGCGGAAGCUCGAGGAGUGCUUUGCCAAAGGAGAUCUUCGAUGUGAGCUUCAGUAGGAGUCAGGGGCCGGGGGGACAAAACGUCAAUAAAGUCAAUACAAAGGCCAAUGUGCGUCUGCUCCUAGCGGCAGCCUCCUCACCCAGCAUCUUCGACUCGGGCAAAUCCCCUCUGCCUGUACCGAUCCCACGCGAGGUGGUGAGCAGGCUGGUGGAGAAGUCGACGUACUAUACCCAGGCGAGCCACAGUCUCCUCGUCUCUAGCGAGUCUCUGCGGACACAAGAAGGGAACCUGAGCGAUGCCAUCGAGAAGCUUCUGGACCACCUUCACCAGCACGCAACGGCCGAUCUGAUCAACCCUACCCCUCUGCUCCAGAAAGAGAAGGUGCAGCGGUUAAUUGCUCGGGAGAAGGGCAAGCUGAAGAAGGUCAAGUCGCAGAGGAGCGCUGUGAAGAGUGGUAGGAGGGACAAGGGGUUCUGA
Microstroma glucosiphilum is the source of this 642-nucleotide messenger RNA. RefSeq lists its product as hypothetical. The record is from RefSeq and is a predicted model, not a curated record. Gene Ontology annotation, cellular component: mitochondrial large ribosomal subunit. The transcript has 4 exons. NCBI's taxonomy places the organism in Eukaryota, Fungi, Basidiomycota, Exobasidiomycetes, Microstromatales, Microstromataceae. Gene Ontology annotation, biological process: mitochondrial translational termination. Bases 1 to 642 code for a protein of 213 amino acids. Gene Ontology annotation, molecular function: translation release factor activity.